Aspergillus terreus NIH2624 is the source of this 3105-nucleotide messenger RNA. Its product is annotated as Ran GTPase-binding protein LOS1. Gene Ontology annotation, biological process: tRNA re-export from nucleus. Bases 1 to 3105 code for a protein of 1034 amino acids. Lineage: Eukaryota; Fungi; Ascomycota; Eurotiomycetes; Eurotiales; Aspergillaceae. Gene Ontology annotation, molecular function: tRNA binding; small GTPase binding. The transcript is spliced from 5 exons. The record is from RefSeq and is a predicted model, not a curated record. Gene Ontology annotation, cellular component: nuclear pore; cytoplasm; nuclear matrix.
AUGGAAGAGCAGCUGGUCCCGCUCUUCCAGGUCGUAAAUGCCAUCCAGAUCGCCUCGAAUCCUUCCGCAGACCAAGCCCUCAAGGCGCAGGCCUUCGACUAUGUCAACCAACUCCGCUCCGAUCCUUCGGGAUGGCAGAUCUGUCUAGCGCUCUUCACCAAGACCCCCCAACACUCCGAAGUCGUGCGCCAUGUGGCUUUGGAGGUUGUCAAUAGUGCCGCGCAGGCCGGUCUGAUUGAUCCCCAGGCCUUGGGGUACGUCCGCGAUGGCUUGAUGGCCUACCUCCGUCAGGUCUACGCCCAGGAGACUGCCACGCCCGACUCCCCCGGCAUCCAGAACAAGAUCGCCCAGACCAUCACCUUCCUCUUCUCCGCGCUGUACGGCAAUGGCUGGGAGUCCUUCUUCGACGACCUCCUCAGCCUCACCUACAAGAGUCCCUCCAGCACCGGUCGUGAUAACGCCCCCGGCAUCGUCUUCUACCUUCGCGUGAUCAACUCCAUCCACGACGAAAUCGGCGACGUCCUCGUUUCCCGCUCCCGCGCCGAACAGGACAAGGCGAACUCGCUCAAGGACUUGAUCCGGAUGAGGGAUAUGCAGAAGAUCGCCGGCUCGUGGCAGGAGAUCCUGUCCGACUGGCGCGAUGGGAACGACAUCAUCGUCGAGAUGGCCCUGAAGGCGGUGGGCAGUUGGGUGAGCUGGAUCGACAUUGGGCUUGUUGUGAACCAGACCAUGCUGGAUCUGCUGUUUCAGCAGCUGGCCCGCGCGCAGAAGGCGGACCUCCGUGCCGGGGAGGACAAGGUGCGUGACGCCGCCGUCGACGUCUUCACGGAGAUUGUCGGCAAGAAAAUGAAGGCCGAGGACAAGGUCGACAUGAUCAUCUUCUUGAACCUGGACACCAUCGUCUCCCAGCUCUCCAACAGUCCCCCGCUCCACGAGAACCGCUUCACCUUCAAGUACGACACCGAUCUGGCCGAGACGGUCGCCAAGCUGGUCAACAUCACCGUCUGCGAUAUCAUCCGCGCCCUCGAGAACGAGUCGACCACCCCCGAGAGCAAGGAGAAGGCUGGUGGCUUGCUGCAGGCCUUCCUUCCGCACAUUCUGAGAUAUUUCUCCGACGAAUACGACGAAGUCUGUUCGACCGUCAUCCCCUGUGUCAGUGAUCUGCUCCAGUACCUGCGCAAGAUCGCCAAGUCGAACCCUGCUCUCGCCGCCCAGCACUCCUCCACCCUCCUCCCGAUCCUGAAGGCGAUCAUCGCCAAGAUGCGGUACGACGAGACCUCGUCCUGGGGUGAUGAGGACGACCAAGCCGACGAGGCUGAGUUCCAGGAGCUCCGCAAGCGAUUGGGGGUGUUGCAGCAGAGCAUUGCAGCCGUCAAUGAGCAGCUUUACAUUGACGCCGUGUCGGAAGUCGUGGGGACUACGUUUGAAAAUCUUCGCCAGUCGGGCGCGCAGGUCGACUGGCGUGACUUGGACCUCGCCCUGCACGAGAUGUUCCUCUUCGGUGAUAUUGCCGUCAAGGCGGGUAGUCUUUACACCAAGGGUGUUCCCAACAACGCGGCAGCGGAGCGCCUCGUCGAGAUGAUGAUGCGCAUGGUCGAAUCUGAUAUCAGGUCGUUCACCCACCCCGCCACGCAGCUUGGAUACAUGGAGAUCUGUGUGCGCUACAGCUCGUUCUUCCUCAACCACACCCAGCUGAUCCCCGGCGUUCUGGAAAGCUUCCUCCAACUCAUCCACCACCCGAUCAAGAAGGUGAAGACCAGAUCGUGGUACCUGUUCCAGCGUCUCGUGAAGCAGCUUCGGGCACAUAUCGGCAACGUCGCCGAGAAUGUCGUGGGGGCGUUGGGCGACCUACUGGUGAUCCGCGCGGAGCUGGCUUCCGAAGGUUCGGACGGCGACGACUCGGAUGAUCAUGAAGGCUCCGUCGAUGCGGUCUUUACCAGCCAGCUUUAUCUGUUCGAGGCGGUCGGCAUCAUUAGCUCGACGCCGACGGUGCCAACGGACAAGCAAGCCCUGUAUGCGCAGUCCGUUUUGAGCCCGGUAUUUGUGGACAUGGAGAAGAACCUCGCCCCUGCCAAGGCCAACGACGAGCGCGCGGUGCAGCAAAUCCACCACGACAUCAUGGCCCUGGGGACGCUGGCCAAGGGAUUUUCCGACUGGGUGCCAGGAACUCAUUCGCCCGCCUCUCUUCCCGCGGCUGAAGUGUCGGAGGUCUUCCUCCAAGCGUCCGAAGCGACGCUGGUCGCCCUCGAGUCGUUGAAAGGGUCGUUCAGCGUGCGAACGGCCGCGCGGUUUGCCUUCUCCCGGCUCAUCGGCGUUCUGGGCUCGCGCAUUCUCCCUCAGCUGCCGCGGUGGAUCGAUGGUCUGAUGACGCAGACGUCGUCUCGGGAUGAGAUGGCGCUCUUCCUGCGUCUGUUGGAUCAGGUGAUCUUUGGCUUCAAGGGCGAGAUCUACGGCAUUUUGGAUGCGCUGUUGACCCCUUUCCUGCAGCGGGUGUUUUCUGGAAUCGCCGAUCCCACGACUGGUACCGACGACGAGAUCCAUCUGGCGGAGUUGAAACGGGAGUAUAUCAAUUUCCUGUUGGCGGUGUUGAACAAUGAUCUGGGCGCGGUGAUCAUCAGUGAGAGAAACCAACCCAUGUUCGACACGGUGAUCACCACGAUCGAACACUUUGCCAAGGACGUAGAAGACUACACCACGGCCAAGAUGGCGUUCUCGCUUCUGUCGAAGAUGGGCAGCUCGUGGGGCGGGCCGGACAUCACCCCGGACGGCGCCAACGGGGCAACGGCGCAGCAGGUGGCGCUCCCGGGUUUCGGACAGUUCAUGAUCACGCGCAUGUCGCCGCUGUGCUGGGCGCUGCCGGCCACGCCGAGCUUCAACUCGAAGGACGCGCAGGCCAAGCAGGUGCUCGCGGAAGCGGGUGGCCUGCAGCGCACGAUCUACGGCAAGACGGGGAUGGAGUAUAUCGAGUACCUCCGGGACCGGGAACUACCCAGCAUGGGCAUGGGAGCGGAGCUGGUGGAAGAGUUCGUGGGUGCUUUAAGCCGGCUGGAUCUGAAGGGGUUCCGGCAGUUCUUCCCAUCCUUUAUCCAGCGAUUGAGCGCAUGA